CAUGGAGCCCUCUCAGUCCUCGUCGACCGUAAACGGCGGCCAGUCCUCGUCUCCUAAGUCCGCAGACUAUGUCUACUUCGACCGCACGACGGCUGGCUUUUCAGAUGACGCCGUGCCGCGUGCCAAGGCGGCCCAGCUCAGGCUCGAGCACUACUACGGGGUUGCAGUGGAAUCUGCGAUCGAACGCAACACCCGGCGUGUCGAGCUGGAGAGGAAGCUGGCUGCCGAUCCGACCAUGUCAGAUGAGCGCAAGCAGCGCCAGCUGCAGCAGCUUGGCAAGCGCGAAUCCGCUUUUCUGCGACUCAGAAGGACGAAGCUCGGACUAGAUGACUUCCGCACAGUCAAGGUUAUUGGAAAGGGUGCGUUCGGUGAGGUUCGAGUAGUACAAAAGACAGACACUGCCAAGAUUUACGCUAUGAAAACGCUGAAGAAGGAAGAGAUGCUGAAGAAGGACCAGCUGGCACACGUCCGCGCGGAGCGGGACGUCCUUGCAGAGUCAAAUUCACCAUGGGUGGUGCAACUUUAUUACUCCUUCCAGGAUCCCACGUAUCUUUACCUUGUCAUGGAGUUUCUACCCGGAGGCGAUUUGAUGACGAUGCUUAUCAAGUACGACACGUUCUCCGAGGAUGUUACACGAUUCUAUAUCGCGGAGUGUGUACUGGCAAUAGAGGCCGUUCACAAACUCGGAUUCAUCCAUCGUGACAUUAAGCCGGACAACAUCCUCAUUGACAAAGAAGGCCAUAUCAAGCUGUCAGACUUCGGACUUUCGACUGGAUUCCACAAGCAGCACGAUUCUACAUACUACCAACGUCUGCUGGACUCUGCCAAUGGUGUCACCUCGCCAACCUCGGCCGCGCGGAAUAGUGUCAUGGUCAACGCUAUUCAUCUCACGAUGUCAAACAAAGACCAGAUCGCGACAUGGAAGGCGAACCGUCGAAAACUGGCUUACUCCACCGUCGGUACACCGGAUUACAUUGCUCCCGAAAUCUUCCUGCAAAAGGGCUAUGGUAACGAAUGUGACUGGUGGUCGUUGGGUGCAAUCAUGUUUGAGUGUCUUGUCGGCUACCCGCCGUUCUGCUCUGAAUCGACGCACGACACGUACCAGAAGAUCAUCCGAUGGCCUGAUUACCUGAUGUUCCCCGACGACGUGCAUCUCAGCAGGGAGGCUGAGGAUCUCAUCCGACGGUCAAUCACAUCACAAGACCGCCGAAUGAAUGUGGAGCAGAUGAAGCACCACCCGUUCUUCUAUGGUGUUAACUGGACCUCGAUCCGCCAGAUUGAAGCUCCGUUCGUGCCACGACUCCGUUCAAUGACAGACACGUCGUACUUCCCGACUGACGAGCUCGAGCAUGUGCCCGAGGAACCUGUCGGCGGCGAUGCGUCUGGUGCAAACAAGGAUCUGGCAUUCCUCGGGUACACAUUCAAGCGAUUCACAAUCUCAUCUCAAGCGUUCUGAUCGAGAUCUGGACCUACGAGCGUCGACAUACAAGCGGCUUCAAUCUCUUUACACACAACAUCCUUCGGGUUUUCCACUUGACACUGGCAUCGUACACUCCAAGCUCCUGCAUCACGUUUCUCUUCCUUUUCGCUCGCUCACUCCACUGCUUGUAGCGUCCUAACCUUAGUUUUGUAUGUUCAGCGGGCCUGCAUCACGUCAUACUCCUGGAAUACACUCG
This is a messenger RNA of Phanerochaete carnosa HHB-10118-sp, 1676 nucleotides long. RefSeq lists its product as uncharacterized. Gene Ontology annotation, cellular component: cytoskeleton; cytoplasm. Lineage: Eukaryota; Fungi; Basidiomycota; Agaricomycetes; Polyporales; Phanerochaetaceae. Gene Ontology annotation, molecular function: protein serine/threonine kinase activity; ATP binding. The transcript is spliced from 8 exons. The record is from RefSeq and is a predicted model, not a curated record. The annotation marks the transcript as partial. Gene Ontology annotation, biological process: actomyosin structure organization; peptidyl-threonine phosphorylation.